CCGCGUCCGCUCCCCAACCCCUCUCCGCGGGUCUUUGGGUCCUGGGUCAGGGUCUCGGCGUCCACGAUCCCCGGAAUCCCUCUUCGGCCCACCCCGGGGGACCACGAGGAGGGUGGGCUCCUUCCCGGUCCCUCUGCCUGGUCCACGCCGGGGCCGGGGUCGCGGGAUCUCGGUCUUUCCACGGCUUAGCUCACCAACCCUAUGGCAGGGCAGCGGCGGCAUGGAGGCGCGCUUCACGCGCGGGAAGUCGGCGCUGCUGGAGCGCGCGCUGGCCCGGCCGCGCACCGAGGUGAGCCUGAGCGCCUUCGCGCUCCUCUUCUCCGAGCUGGUGCAGCACUGCCAGAGCCGCGUCUUCUCUGUGGCGGAGCUGCAGGCUCGCCUGGCCGCGCUAGGCCGCCAGGUGGGCGCCCGCGUUCUGGAUGCGCUGGUGGCUCGCGAAAAGGGCGCCCGGCGCGAAACCAAGGUGCUGGGCGCCCUGCUCUUCGUUAAGGGCGCCGUGUGGAAGGCGCUCUUCGGCAAGGAGGCCGACAAGCUGGAGCAGGCCAAUGACGACGCCCGCACCUUUUACAUCAUCGAGCGGGAGCCGCUCAUCAACACCUACAUCUCCGUGCCCAAGGAGAACAGCACGCUCAACUGCGCCAGCUUCACGGCUGGCAUCGUGGAGGCGGUGCUCACGCACAGUGGCUUCCCCGCCAAGGUCACGGCGCACUGGCACAAGGGCACCACGCUCAUGAUCAAGUUCGAGGAGGCGGUCAUCGCCCGAGACCGGGCCCUGGAGGGCCGCUGAUUUCGCCCCCCCUCCCUCCGAUAAAGGAUGAAGAUAGCCCCCUU
This is a messenger RNA of Lagenorhynchus albirostris (white-beaked dolphin), 831 nucleotides long. It is a transcript of the gene TRAPPC5, whose product is annotated as trafficking protein particle complex subunit 5. Gene Ontology annotation, cellular component: TRAPPIII protein complex; TRAPPII protein complex; TRAPPI protein complex. Gene Ontology annotation, biological process: endoplasmic reticulum to Golgi vesicle-mediated transport. The transcript is spliced from 2 exons. The coding region runs from base 221 to 787 and encodes 188 amino acids. NCBI's taxonomy places the organism in Eukaryota, Metazoa, Chordata, Mammalia, Artiodactyla, Delphinidae. The record is from RefSeq and is a predicted model, not a curated record.